Messenger RNA from Antrostomus carolinensis (chuck-will's-widow), 524 nucleotides. RefSeq names its product nitrilase 1 (gene NIT1). The transcript is spliced from 4 exons. The record is from RefSeq and is a predicted model, not a curated record. NCBI's taxonomy places the organism in Eukaryota, Metazoa, Chordata, Aves, Caprimulgiformes, Caprimulgidae. The annotation marks the transcript as partial.
UUCCACGAGCGCGGGCGGGACUGGGCGACCACGGGGCGCAUCUACAACUGCCACGCGCUGCUGGACCCCACAGGUUGCCUCGUGGCCACUUACAGAAAAACCCACCUGUGUGACGUGGAGCUGGAGGGACGUGUCACCAUGAAGGAGAGCAGCUUCACCNCACAAGGCUUGGGCACUGUGUCCUCGCUGAUGUCCCCUCCUUGUCCCCACCAGCUCGGUCUCUCCAUCUGCUACGACCUGCGGUUCCCCGAGAUCUCGUUGGCGCUGCGCCACGCCGGCGCCGAGAUCCUCACCUACCCCUCAGCCUUCACCUUCCCCACCGGCUCUGCUCACUGGGAGGGGCUCUCCAUGGUGGUGGAUCCCUGGGGGGCCGUGGUGGCCCAAUGUCACGAGGGUCCCGGGCUCUGCUACGCCGAGAUCGACCUGGGUUACCUGCACCGCGUCCGCCGGGAGAUCCCGGUGCACGGUCACCGCCGCCGCGACCUCUACGGCACCGUGGCGGCCGCGGGGUUGGCACCGGCACC